GCUGUGGAGGGGCCGGGGGGCGGAAUCCCCGGCGGGUGGGCUCGGUGCGUGCCGAGCUCCGGCAGCCGCACGCGGGCGGCCGCCUUCCGACAGAGGCCGGCGGAGAGGCCGCGAGGCGGGCAAAGGCUAGUGGAGUCGGGAUGGAGGGCGGCGGUGUUCGUGACCCGGAGCUGCGUGAGGAGAGGACACUGGCGCUGGUCAGCGGGAGGACAGCCGGGAACCAACAGUAGCUCUCACUUGAAGAACUGCUUUUCCGGUUUGCUGCCUGGAGUUAACAUUGUUUCUUGCUGACAGGAUCAGGGCCAUGCCAGCACUAACGGGAUGAGUGGGCACUCCAUUGGGGAUGUGGUCAUUGAUGGCCAAUGAAGGCGAGAGCACCACGGCCCAUUUCUUCCUUGGAUCUGGAGAUGAGGGGCUGGGCACCCGCCGAGUAGGCAUGAGGCCAGAAGAGAGCGUCAGUGAGCUCCUUGAGGAUGAGGAGGAUGAAGUGCCUCCUGAACCUCAGAUCAUCGUCGGCAUCUGUGCCAUGACCAAGAAAUCCAAGUCCAAGCCCAUGACCCAAAUCCUGGAGCGACUCUGCCGAUUUGACUACCUGACAGUUAUCAUCCUGGGAGAAGACGUGAUUCUCAAUGAACCUGUGGAAAACUGGCCAUCCUGCCACUGCCUCAUCUCUUUCCACUCCAAAGGCUUUCCUCUGGACAAAGCUGUUGCUUACUCCAAGCUCCGAAACCCCUUUCUUAUCAAUGAUUUGGCCAUGCAGUAUUACAUCCAAGAUAGGAGGGAGGUGUACCGGAUCCUGCAAGAGGAGGGUAUUGAUCUGCCUCGCUAUGCUGUGCUCAACCGUGACCCCGCCCAUCCUGAGGAGUGCAACCUGAUAGAAGGUGAAGACCAAGUAGAGGUCAACGGAGCUGUCUUUCCCAAGCCCUUUGUGGAGAAGCCAGUGAGCGCAGAGGACCACAAUGUUUACAUCUACUACCCCAGCUCAGCUGGAGGAGGAAGCCAGCGGCUCUUCCGUAAGAUUGGCAGCCGAAGCAGUGUCUAUUCUCCUGAAAGCAGCGUCCGGAAGACAGGGUCAUACAUUUAUGAGGAGUUCAUGCCGACAGAUGGCACAGAUGUCAAGGUGUAUACCGUGGGGCCUGACUAUGCCCAUGCUGAAGCUAGGAAAUCUCCAGCUUUGGAUGGGAAGGUUGAACGAGACAGUGAGGGGAAGGAGAUUCGAUACCCAGUCAUGCUGACUGCCAUGGAAAAGCUGGUGGCCAGGAAGGUCUGUGUAGCUUUUAAGCAAACAGUUUGUGGAUUUGAUCUUCUUCGUGCUAAUGGUCACUCCUUUGUGUGUGAUGUCAAUGGCUUCAGUUUCGUCAAGAACUCAAUGAAAUACUAUGAUGACUGUGCCAAGAUUUUAGGGAACACCAUAAUGCGGGAGCUUGCCCCACAGUUUCAGAUCCCAUGGUCCAUCCCCACAGAGGCCGAGGACAUUCCCAUUGUCCCUACCACAUCUGGCACUAUGAUGGAACUCCGUUGUGUUAUUGCAAUUAUCCGUCACGGGGAUCGUACUCCCAAGCAGAAGAUGAAGAUGGAGGUGACACACCCAAGGUUUUUCACUCUGUUCGAAAAACAUGGUGGAUACAAGACAGGGAAAUUAAAACUCAAGAGACCCGAGCAGCUUCAGGAGGUGCUGGACAUCACAAGGCUGCUGUUGGCUGAACUGGAGAAAGAACCAGGUGGUGAGAUCGAGGAGAAGACUGGGAAACUAGAACAGCUGAAGUCUGUGUUGGAGAUGUAUGGUCACUUCUCAGGUAUCAACAGGAAGGUGCAGCUGACGUAUUACCCACAUGGAGUAAAAGCUUCUAAUGAGGGGCAAGAUCCACAGGAGGCGGCUCUGGCCCCGUCUUUACUGCUGGUAUUGAAGUGGGGUGGAGAACUGACCCCUGAUGGCCGUGUGCAGGCUGAGGAGCUGGGGCGAGCUUUUCGCUGCAUGUACCCUGGAGGACAGGGUGACUAUGCUGGCUUCCCUGGCUGUGGGCUACUUCGUCUCCACAGUACAUUCCGCCAUGACCUCAAGAUCUAUGCCUCCGAUGAAGGCCGUGUCCAGAUGACCGCUGCUGCCUUUGCCAAGGGUCUUUUAGCUCUGGAAGGGGAGCUGACUCCCAUUUUGGUGCAAAUGGUGAAGAGUGCCAACAUGAAUGGACUCCUGGACAGCGACGGCGAUUCCCUGAGCAGCUGCCAGCACCGGGUGAAAGCUCGGCUGCAUCAUAUUUUGCAGCAGGACACAACCUUUGGCCCUGAGGACUAUGAUCAGCUGGCUCCUACUGGAAGCACUUCCCUGCUCAACUCCAUGGCUGUUAUCCAAAAUCCUGUGAAGGUCUGUGAUCAGGUGUUUGCCCUGAUUGAAAAUCUCACUCACCAGAUCCGGGAACGGAUGCAGGACCCCAAGUCUGCAGACCUACAGCUCUACCACAGCGAGACACUAGAGCUUAUGCUACAGCGCUGGAGCAAGCUGGAGCGUGACUUUCGACAGAAGAGUGGGCGCUAUGAUAUCAGUAAGAUCCCUGACAUCUAUGACUGUGUCAAGUAUGACGUGCAGCACAAUGGGAGCCUGGGACUUCAAGGCACAGCAGAGUUACUACGUCUCUCUAAGGCGUUGGCCGAUGUGGUCAUCCCCCAGGAGUACGGGAUCAGUCGGGAGGAGAAACUGGAAAUUGCCGUGGGCUUCUGUCUUCCUCUGUUGCGGAAGAUACUACUUGACCUGCAGAGAACCCACGAGGAUGAGUCUGUCAACAAGCUGCAUCCCCUGUACUCCCGAGGAGUGCUCUCCCCAGGCCGCCACGUGCGCACACGUCUCUAUUUCACCAGUGAGAGCCACGUCCACUCUCUACUCAGUGUCUUCCGUUAUGGGGGACUUCUUGAUGAGGCCCAGGAUGCCCAAUGGCAGCGAGCUCUGGCUUAUCUGAGCGCCAUCUCAGAACUCAACUACAUGACUCAGAUUGUUAUCAUGCUUUAUGAAGACAACACUCGGGAUCCCUUGUCAGAAGAGCGGUUCCACGUGGAGUUACACUUUAGCCCCGGAGUAAAAGGUGUUGAGGAAGAAGGCAGUGCCCCAACUGGCUGUGGCUUCCGUCCCGCCUCCUCCGAGAAUGAGGAAAUGAAAACAGACCAAGGUAGCAUAGAGAACUUAUGCUCAGGCAAAUCGUCAGAUGAACCAGACCGGGCACUACAGACUUCACCCCAGCCUCCUGAGGGCCCCGGCCUCCCGAGGAGAUCGCCCCUCAUUCGUAACCGCAAAGCCGGCUCCAUGGAGGUCAUGAACAUGCAGUGCACGGGGAACCUGGACCUCAUUCCCUUGCGGGCACGGCGCCGCCGGAGGUCAGGAGACCUCCCCCGGCCUUCCCCAGCCAUCGGCCUACAGCCCCGGGCUGUGUCCACCACUCACCUGGCAUCCUGCACACAGGUGCUUUCCGAGACUUCAUCCUCCAGGCCUGGUGGCUACCGGCUCUUCUCGUCUUCGCGGCCACCAACAGAAAUGAAGCAGAGUGGCCUAGGCUCACAGUGUACAGGGCUGUUCAGCACCACGGUGCUGGGUGGCUCCUCCAGCGCACCGAAUCUUCAGGACUACGCUCGCAGCCAUGGCAAAAAGCUACCGCCUGCCAGUUUGAAGCACCGAGAUGAGCUCUUGUUUGUCCCGGCCGUAAAACGAUUUUCUGUGUCGUUUGCAAAGCAUCCGACUAACGGAUUUGAAGGCUGCUCCAUGGUGCCAACCAUCUACCCACUGGAAACUCUGCAUAAUGCACUUUCCCUGCGUCAAGUGAGUGAGUUUUUGAGUAGAGUCUGCCAACGCCACACAGAUGCCCAGGCACAGGUGUCAGCAGCCCUGUUUGACUCCAUGCACAGCAACCAGGCCUCAGAUGGCCCAUUUUCACCACCCCGUGCUCUUCAUUCGCCUCCGCUACAGCUCCGGCAGCGCUCUGAGAAGCCCCCUUGGUACAGUAGUGGUCCUUCUAGCACAGUGUCCAGUGCUGGUCCUUCCUCUCCUACUACAGUGGAUGCCAACUCCCAGUUUGCCUUCAGUGAUCAACCCACCCUAAAUUCACAUGUGACUGAAGAAUGCCAAGGCCUUGGAAUGCUUCCCUCUGGAGCUGGAGCACAAGAGCUCCUCACAGAAGGGGAGCAAGAGCUUUCUGAUCCAAACCAGUCUCUGCAGCAGCCACCUGUUGACACCAGCCAGCCAUGCUCAGAAGUUGCUGAGAAAACCAGCCAGCCAUGCCCAGCAAUCCCUGCCAUCAGCCAGCCAUACCAGCAGGGAUGUGACAGUGUUAAGCAGCCAUGUCCUAUGACCAACCAGCUGUGUCAGAAAGUCUCUGAGGAAGUUUGCCAGCCUUGCCAGGAGAACCCUCAGAACGUCAGCCAUCUGUGCCCAGGGGUCCCUGUGGAGCUUGGCAAAAUGGCCCAUGGGUUCCCCAUGGAGGUUGGAGACCAGGUCCAAGAAACUUUUGUGGAGGUCAACAGGUCAAACCAGGAAAUCCCUGAGGAGUUUAAUCAGCCCUGCCAGGAGUUCUUUGUGGAGGUUAGCAGGCUGGCCCAGGAGGCUGCUGCAAUCAAUCUUUGGUCUCAGGAUAUCCCUGAGGUUGAUAAACCAUCUCGACAAUUCCCGGGAGAGGUCAAUCCCCAGGCCCAGGAGGCUCCUGACAAGGUUAAUCAGCAGUCCUGGGUGGUCCCUGAGGUCCCUGACCAGCUGCCUGGAGAAGAUGCUCCCCAGGCCCAUCCUACACCCACUGACCCCAACCCUCAGAGCCUGUCUUAAGCCCAUGAUCAGCAGUCACCAGCAAAAUACAAUCAAUCGUUUCCUCAUUAGUGGGAUCAUGCUUUACUAGCCAUUUGAGCCGGCAUCCUUUUCUGAUGGCUGGCUCACUGGCCAUUAGGAAGCGUUUGCUCUGCCCAGAAGUGUCUGAGAAAGCAGUCCUCUGGGCAUGAAGCAUACCCGUGUCAGCGUUGUGCUGCAAGAGAAGUCAACAUCACAUUCAAAGGAGCUAUUAGCUCCUCGCCUGAUGGUUGAACUGGAUAGGGUUUCCUUGGGUUGGGCUGCUCUGUCAUGCCACCUUCUCAAAGCAGCAAAGGAAAUCCAACAUGGUUGAAACCCACAUGGUUGAAAGGAAAUGCCACUUAACUGCUAAAGAGACACCAUUGUACAGAAGGCACAGCAAAUGCAGAAGAGGUGACUCCAGGGUCAUCACUUUUCACAACUUCUCAAAGCAUCCUCAGACCAUCUGUGCUUUUAGGGGGACUCUUGUCUUUGCUAGCACUCCUCAGGUGGGCCCAGGAUAGCUGUCUGAAAUGCCUGGAGAAUAGAGUCCCCUUUCCAAACACUUGUCAUGGCUACUAAUAUUUUGACUGGUUUUCUGGGUGUUUCAAUGUCAUCUCCCAAGCAUACCAACUGCCCUUGUCCUUUUUUUCUGGACAAUAGCUGUAAGGUAAAGUAGGUAUUAGAUUGCUGUGCAAAUUUCCAAGCAACUACUUAAAAUGCUCUAGGGGAUUCAUGGCCAAUCUGUGAAGCAGGACCUCCUUCUGUUGCAAGGCCAUUUGCAUUCAGAGAUAAUGUAGAGGAGAGAAAUCAGGUUCUAUUUUAAGUAAUCAGUAGAGAUCAAUACUGUACAGACAUGAGCAGAGAUUUAAUAUAUAUAGAAAGAGAGAGAAAUAUAUAUAUUUCUGUAGUUGUGCCAGGGACCGACUGGCCAAAGACCAAACACUCCAAGGCCCCCAUUAAGUAAGUUCAUCUUUACGUGAUGCAUCUUCAGGGUCAGAUGUGAUUAUGAAGCUUUUCCCAAAGAUCUGGGGAUGGGAAUGGGGGAGGGCAGGAGAAAUGAUGCCAUCAUUAGAGCUGAGGGGAUGGAACAUUAUGAGUGUUCAAUAAACAUAAAGUCAUGAGAAGUGGUGGUGGUAAUGUCCUUUUGAAUUUAUAACGAACUUGACUGUGAGUCUGUGGCAGUUAAUCAGCAUCAGCCACAAACCAUUAUGGUUGUUGUUAUGGUUUAGCUGGAAUGAACUUUAAAAUAUGUAGAGAUCAGGCAUCCCAGACAGCUAACCAUCCCCUUAAUGCUGAGAGUAUGGAGGUGAGGGUUAUGAAGCACCAGAGUACUCACUGAGACCUUGGAAUCACCAUCUUAAUU
This is a messenger RNA of Ochotona curzoniae (black-lipped pika), 6161 nucleotides long. It is a transcript of the gene PPIP5K1, whose product is annotated as diphosphoinositol pentakisphosphate kinase 1. Gene Ontology annotation, biological process: inositol phosphate biosynthetic process; inositol metabolic process. The transcript is spliced from 32 exons. Gene Ontology annotation, cellular component: cytosol. The record is from RefSeq and is a predicted model, not a curated record. Lineage: Eukaryota; Metazoa; Chordata; Mammalia; Lagomorpha; Ochotonidae. Gene Ontology annotation, molecular function: diphosphoinositol pentakisphosphate kinase activity; inositol hexakisphosphate kinase activity; 5-diphosphoinositol pentakisphosphate 1-kinase activity. Bases 344 to 4798 code for a protein of 1484 amino acids.